Sclerotinia trifoliorum is the source of this 1043-nucleotide messenger RNA. NCBI's taxonomy places the organism in Eukaryota, Fungi, Ascomycota, Leotiomycetes, Helotiales, Sclerotiniaceae. The record is from the annotation of a GenBank genome assembly.
CCAUUAACCUUAGCAUUUGGCAGAAAUUUACACCGCCCGCCGAAAAGUUGUUUCGCUCAAGAUGUCAAAUCAACAGCGAGCGCCCUGCAUUGGUAGAUCGCAGGGCGUAAAAAUACUACAACUUCAUCUUCACAAUGGCAUCUACAGACGAAAAUAAGCCACCGAUUGUCUCGGACUCCGCCAAGGAUUCCGAACUGCAAUUUGAUCCAACUGCCCGAACACGCAAUUGGUUUUCCAUCCUUCUUGGUACAAUGCCUCCAUCCCACCAGAUCCUCUAUCGCGAAGACCAAUACGCCCGCCACGAGAAGCGCGACUGCGACAAAUGUGAAGAAUGGCGAGAUUAUAACUUAAAAUAUUCGCCGAUCGUCAUAUUCAUGCAAAAGAACAUACGUGAUCUAAAUGGAAAGCUCGAUGCAGAUAAUAUACGUUGCAGGAGGUGUCCCACACGAAUCACAGAAGAUGGGAAAAUGGUGAGACAGGGUGGAGGAUUCAGCCCUGAGCAUGGAAUUCAAUUAUGUGCGAAUGAAAUGAGGGAUAGUAAACAUGUGGAGGAUACGUUAGCACAUGAGAUGGUUCAUGCGUGGGAUCAUUUAAGAUGGAAGGUGGACUGGGGGGAUCUGCGACAUGCAGCUUGUUCGGAGGUUUGUAUGCGCCGUUUGGGCUGGCCUAGAAUCAGUCUAGCAGUAGGAAGCUAAUCAAUGGCAUAGAUCAGAGCAGCAAGUCUGAGUGGAGAAUGUAGAUGGGCGAGAGAGUUCUGGACGAGGAAUAACUACAGGGUAACACAACAGCAUCAGCAAUGCGUCCGCAGGAGAGCAGUCAAGUCAGUGUUGGCUAGACCAUGGUGUAAGGACGACGUUCAAGCUGUGAAGGUAGUAAAUGAGGUUUGGGAUUCGUGUUAUUCGGAUACUCGACCCUUUGACGAGAUCUACAAGUGAGGCCGUUUUAUGAGAUAUGCCCAUGUAAUAUAUGGUAGCUUUGGGUUGUUAAAUAAUCGUAUUCAGUACCUAAGUACUUGGGUAUAGAGAUGUAUAUCAAGAUGGGCG